GAUACGCUUAACCAUUAGCGCGUCAUCCAAAGUUUAUUGAGUCUCUUACCCGCGAAAAGAUGGUGGUCGUUGACUGUGGCGACAGUUAAUGGUUUUGUGUUGGAUUUGUUCCAAUACAGAUUGGCAAACAAAACCCGCCACCUUCGCCACCUACUAACACCGCACCGCCGCCGCUGCCCAUAACUACCAACAUCUUUAUUAAGCUACCAUUCACUCUUUCACCAUUACGAAAAGUAAAAAUUGUAAGGAAAAAAAAGAUCUUUUUUUUCUUUCUUUUUUUUAUUCAAUAUUCUCUUUGCUUUGAAAGGGUCUCUUGAAUCUCUGUCAAGAAGCCUGCUGAACUGCCAACGAAGAGGCGCGGUGAUCUGGGCCCACCAUUCUUGAUUCUUCUUCUGAUCUGGGCUCAGGAGCUGUGCUGGGAUUGGAUUCUUUGUGGAUUGUUCUUGUAGAUACUUUCAGUAAUGUGGAAGGACCUUGGAGAUUCUGGUGAUUCAUUCUACGAGGUCCGGCCUCAAUGCACGGAUGUCCCCAAAACCAAGUUUAGAGUCAAGGCUGGGAAAACCCUAAGUUCAAGGAGAUGGGAAGCUGCAUUUACUCCAGAAGGUUAUCUCAAUAUUGGCAAAAUACUUAGAAGAAUUUAUCGUGGGGGUAUACAUCCCUCAAUUAGAGGCGAAGUUUGGGAAUUUUUACUGGGUUGUUAUGAUCCAAAAAGCACUUUUGGAGAACGAGAUCAGAUAAGACAACGUCGGAGGGAGCAGUAUGCGGUAUUGAAAGAAGAAUGCCGCCAAAUAUUUUCCAUGAUUGGAAGUGGCAGAUUUAUUACUGCACCUGUAAUCACAGAGGAUGGCUAUCCUACUCAAGAUCCUUUAGUGCUUCAAGAGGCAAAUGGGGCCCAAAGGCCAACCGAGAAUGGUUCUUUGAAUGACCCAGACUUGGUGAAGGAAACAGAUCAAAGAAUAGUUCAGUGGAAACUCACGUUGCAUCAGAUAGGUCUUGAUGUUUUCCGGACGGAUAGGACACUAAUAUUCUAUGAGAAACAAGAGAAUCUUGCAAAACUUUGGGAUAUUCUAGCCGUUUAUGCCUGGUUUGACAAAGAUAUUGGCUACUGUCAAGGUAUGAGCGACCUUUGCUCCCCCAUGAUAAUUCUUCUUGAAGAUGAAGGGGAUGCGUUUUGGUGCUUCCAACACUUGAUGCGUAGACUGCGAGGAAAUUUCAAAUGCACUGAAAGUUCUGUCGGAGUAGAAAUGCAGCUUAGUAAUCUGGCCACAGUUACCCAAGUUAUUGAUCCUAAACUCCAUAAGCACUUAGAGACCUUAGGUGGAGGUGAUUAUCUGUUUGCCUUUAGAAUGCUUAUGGUUUUGUUCCGUCGUGAAUUUUCUUUUGGCGAUUCAUUGUUUCUAUGGGAGAUGAUGUGGGCGCUAGAGUACGAUCCAACGCUGUUCUUGCUGUAUGAAGAUCCUGAAUCAUCUAACGAAAAAUCUGAAGGAUCAAAAGGGAAAACGAAGACAAAAAGCGAGUAUGGGAAAUACGAGAGAGCAUACAUGAAAAAUGCAGGAAAAAAUAAUUCAGUGGCUCCCCUCCCACUCUCGGUUUUCCUUGUUGCCAGUGUCCUCAAAGAAAAAAGCCCCAAGCUGUUGGCAGAGGCUCGGGGACUGGACGACGUUGUUAAGAUACUAAAUGACACAACGGGCAACCUAGACGCGAAAAAAGCAUGCAAUGGCGCGCUCAAAAUUCACAAGAAAUACCUUAAAAAGGUGAAGUAGAUGAGAUGUGGAAGGAAUUCUGAUUGUGAAAUAAACACAGAAACAUGAACCUAAUACUGGAAAUCUUUAGAAAUGGUACAUAGCAAAAGCUUGGUUUUUUGUUUUUUGUUUUUUCUUUUUAAUAUUAUGGAUUAAGUUCUUACAAUGUAUUUGCAUCAACUAUUGUAUUGUUGUAUUUCAGAUGAUGAAUCAUAACACACACACACACACACGUAGUGUGAGUAAACUCUACAUACCUGUUUUAUGUUGUAAUGCAAAGACCCUCCAAACGUA
Messenger RNA from Ipomoea triloba (trilobed morning glory), 2036 nucleotides. RefSeq names its product small G protein signaling modulator 1-like. Gene Ontology annotation, biological process: activation of GTPase activity. The transcript has 11 exons. The record is from RefSeq and is a predicted model, not a curated record. Gene Ontology annotation, molecular function: GTPase activator activity. NCBI's taxonomy places the organism in Eukaryota, Viridiplantae, Streptophyta, Magnoliopsida, Solanales, Convolvulaceae. The coding region runs from base 462 to 1763 and encodes 433 amino acids.